Cavia porcellus (domestic guinea pig) is the source of this 939-nucleotide messenger RNA. RefSeq names its product olfactory receptor 51I2-like. Gene Ontology annotation, cellular component: plasma membrane. Gene Ontology annotation, molecular function: olfactory receptor activity; G protein-coupled receptor activity. NCBI's taxonomy places the organism in Eukaryota, Metazoa, Chordata, Mammalia, Rodentia, Caviidae. The transcript has a single exon. The record is from RefSeq and is a predicted model, not a curated record. Gene Ontology annotation, biological process: G protein-coupled receptor signaling pathway. Bases 1 to 939 code for a protein of 312 amino acids.
AUGUUCAACAGCAGUCAAUUCACUCCAAAAUAUUUUCUGUUGACUGGUCUCCCUGGCCUGGAAGCACUCUAUCCCUGGUUUAUCUUGCCUUUCUGCUCCACAUAUCUCAUAGCCAUCAUGGGCAAUAGCCUGAUCUUGGCUGUGAUCAAGAAAAACCAUUCAUUGCACCAGCCCAUGUACCUAUUCCUAGCUAUGCUGGCCUUUGCAGAACUCGGUGUGUCUGCCUCUACGCUGCCCACUGUGCUAGGCAUCUUUCUUUUUGGUGUCACUGAGAUCUGCUUUGAAGCCUGCCUUUUGCAGAUGUUCUCCAUACAUUCGUUUUCCAUCAUGGAGUCAGGAGUCCUUCUGGCCAUGUCUGUGGACCGCUUUGUGGCCAUCUACAAUCCACUGCGCUACGCUGCCAUCUUAACCUUGCCCUGUAUUGCUGGUACUGGUGCUGCACUUGGACUCAAGAGUGUGAUGCUUAUGUUCCCACUUCCCUUUCUCCUGAAGCAUCUGCCCUUCUGUGGCCACAACACUCUCUCCCACUCCUACUGUCUGCACUCAGAUCUCAUCCAGCUGCCCUGUGGAGACCCUCAUCUCAACAGCAUCCUCGGGCUCUGCAUCUUAACUUCGACUUUUGGCCUGGACUCACUGCUCAUAAUUAUCUCUUACAUGCUGAUCCUGCAGGCAGUGCUAAGCAUCACGUCUGGGGAGGGGCAGCACAAGGCCCUCAACACGUGCGUUUCGCACAUCUGUGCGGUCCUUGUCUACUAUGUGCCCAUGAUCAGUGUGGCUCUCGUGCACCGCUUCACCAAGCACACUGCGCCCGCGGUCCGCCUGCUCCUGGCCAACGUCUACCUUCUGGUGCCGCCUGUGCUUAACCCCAUCAUCUACAGUGUUAAGGCCAAGCAGAUUCGCCAGGGGUUGGUCCAACUCCUUCUGCAAAGAAAAUAUUAA